AUGUCUCGGAGCCCCCCUGACAGCUCUGUGGAUGACGAGAUCUUUCUCCUGGAGUACCGAUGCCACCCGGCGCGGCCGGAGCCCCCCAGCCCCACCUCCCCCCCCGGGAAGAGCAGCUCCGCCGCGGCGCCCGAUGCCGCCUCGCUCUCGGCAGUGGGCUCUCCCACCUCGGCUGAGCCCCGCCGCAUCAUCCUCAGCACGGACAGCCCGGCCGCGCUGAAGGUGGGAACCCAGCAGCUGAUCCCCAAAAGCUUGGCUGUCUCCACCAAGACCAAGAACAACCCCUCCCGGCACCAGAGCUUCGGGGCGGCCGGGUCGAGCCGGGAGCCCCGGGGCCCCGACCCAAAGCGGGCGUCCGUCCCCAGCCUCUCCCUGGAGGUGGAGGUGGAGGAUGACGGUGGAGGGGCCCUCAAGCGCAACCUGAGGAACAUGUCCUACCGCGCGGCCAUGAAGGGCCUGGGCGCGGAGCCGGAGCCGGCGAACGCCGUCCCCUCGCUGAAACCUGUGGCGGAGGAGGGCAGCGCCCUGCCUGCCCACAGCCCCAGCAGGAACAAGAGAACCUUUGGGCGGAGGCGGGUGCAGAAGCGUGGCGGCUCAUUCAAGGACCAGCCCCGGCUGUAUCAGGAAAUCCGUGAGAGAGGUCUGAACUCCGUCAGCCACGAGUCAGAUGAGGAUUUGCGGGAGGAAUCCAGCCCAGAAGAGCCGUCUUCCGGGCGCGCUAUCGUGGUGCAGAGCUAUCGCCCGGCGCAGGUGACCUGGAGCCAGCUCCCGGAGGUGCUGGAAGCGGGCAUCCUGGAAAAGAUAGCCCCCGAAGAGCGCAAGCGGCAGGAGGCCAUGUUCGAGAUCAUCACUUCUGAGUACUCCUACAUGCACAGCCUGAGUGUCCUGGUGUGCCACUUCAUGCGGUCGGAGGAGCUGAAGGAGACCAUGACUCAGACGGAGCACCACCACCUCUUCUCCAACAUCAGCGACAUCCUGACGGUCAGCACCAGCUUCUUUGAAGACUUAGAGAAGCGACACCAGGAAAACCUCCUAAUUCCUGACAUCAGUGACAUAGUGGAAGAAUACGCCCUGAACCGCUUCAAUCCUUACGUCAGCUACUGCUCCAAUGAAGUCUACCAGCAGAGGACACUUCAGAAGCUGCUAACCACAAACCCCUUAUUUAAAGAGACCUUGAAACAAAUUGAAAGGAAACCAGAAUGUGGAGGCCUGCCAAUGAUAUCAUUUCUCAUUCUCCCUAUGCAGAGGGUAACACGGCUUCCUCUGCUCUUAGAUACUGUCUGUCAAAAAACAAAAGCAUGCACUGCAGCGUACGGAGCUGCCACCAGAGCUCUGAAAGCCAUCAGCAAGCUGGUUAAGAACUGCAAUGAGGGAGCUCGUGCUAUGGAGAGGACAGAGCAGAUGUACACCCUGCAGAAACAGCUGGAAUUUGGAAAGAAGAAGCCUUUCCCGCUGAUUUCUGCUUCCCGCUGGCUGCUGAAGAGGGGGGAGCUGUACCUGCUGCUGUCGGAAGAGGCGGGCAUCUUCCGCCGAGGCGCCGGCAGGCUCUGCUACCUCUUCUUGUUCAACGACGUCCUGAUCAUAACCAAGAAGAAGAGCGAGGAGAGCUACACCGUCAUGAACUACGCCACGCUGGACCAGAUCACGGUGGAGAAGAUCGAGAACGCGGACCCACCUUCCCCUCCUCCCAGCAAGAGCGGGAGCGGUGGCACGGCCCGCGGCGCAGCCGGCGGGCACCUGCUCCGGGUGGUGAUGGAGAAGGACAGCGAGGGCAGGCGGGAGGAGAUCGUGCUGUCGGCAGACACGCUGAGCGACCGGGCCCGGUGGAUUGCUGCGCUGAUGCACAGAGAAAAGGAAAAGCCCGACACCACUCCUAAAGGAGAUCUGAGCCAGGUGGAGAUAACCCACGCCUACCUGGCUAAACAGGCGGAUGAGAUUUCCCUGCAGCAGGCUGAUGUUGUCCUGGUGUUGGGCGGAGAGGACGGCUGGUGCUGGGGUGAGAGGCUCAGGGACGGUGAAAGGGGCUGGUUUCCCCAGUCCUGCGCUCGGCAGAUCACCAGCCGCACAGCGGUGGAGUGCAACGUCCGCCGGAUGGAGCGGCUGCGGAUAGAGACCAACGUGUAGGCUCACGGCCAAGGGAAGAUGCCUCUGUCGUGACUCAUUUCAGGGGUCUUCAAACCCCUGCGGACUGAGCCCGUGGCGAGAAGGGAGCGGGAGAGCCUUUCUUCUUGAAUUUCGUUUGUCUCGAGCAGUCACAGGCGGCAGAUCUUAUCGUUCAGGACUGGUCUUUGUAGCGGCCGUGGCAGCAGCUAAUUAACGUGAGACCUGGCAUCCGAGCGCUCCUGGCCAACGCUAAUAUUAAUGAGCCGGCACAGGCUUCAGGAGGCAGCCAAGGUGUGGGCUCCAGCUGAAAAGGCUGCGGCUGUGUUCUGGGCGCUGCGAAGAGGCUGGUGCUGCCGUCUCUUUCCCUGCUGGCGUCUGGGCCGGUGCCUGCUGGCACCGGCUGUACAUCGUGCGUGGGAAGCCCCGGGGCAUGGGGAGAGCAUACCUGAAUCAAGAAUUUUUAGGAACUGAAAUCUAUGUGCUAGGCUUAUUCCUUGACCCAAUUUUCCCCUCCUGUUUCUUUUUUCUUUUUCCUUUUUUUUUGUUCCCCUUUCUUUUUUUCCCCCCCAAUUAUUCUUGGUUCUUUUGAGCACAGCUGUGACCUCCGCAGAGCGAGGUGAUGCCCACCACCUUCCAGGCACUCGCUAAACUAGCAGGCGCCGGAGGCCGGUGCAGUUGGAGUUGUUCUCACGGAGUCAGCUCUGGGGCCAGAAACGGGGUGCUCCAGCCAGAGGGAAGCGAUUUGCAAGUCCCGCUGGCCGAGCAAGC
This is a messenger RNA of Gymnogyps californianus (California condor), 2871 nucleotides long. It is a transcript of the gene ARHGEF16, whose product is annotated as Rho guanine nucleotide exchange factor 16. NCBI's taxonomy places the organism in Eukaryota, Metazoa, Chordata, Aves, Accipitriformes, Cathartidae. Gene Ontology annotation, molecular function: guanyl-nucleotide exchange factor activity; protein binding. Gene Ontology annotation, biological process: activation of GTPase activity. The record is from RefSeq and is a predicted model, not a curated record.